AUGGCUGAAAAGAAUUAUGAGACUAGCCAUAAAACUGGAAAUGUUUCUGGCCAGGCAGUGGCUGCCGAAAAUGUCACAGUGGUUGAAGGUGGCACAGCAGAGAUCAACUGCAAGCUGCAGAAUUAUGAUGGGUCAAUAGUGGUCAUUCAGAACCCUGCAAGACAGACACUCUUCUUCAAUGGAACAAGAGCCCUAAAGGAUGAACGGUUUCAGCUUGUGGCUUUUACAAGGAAAGUAGUGAAGAUCAUGCUGUCGGAUGUGAAACUGGAGGAUGAAGGAGGCUAUUUCUGUCAGCUGUACACAGAUGAUACACACCAUCAGAUUGCUAUCCUGACUGUGCUAGUGCCUCCUGCUAAUCUUUCUGUAGCGGUUAAACAACAGCCUGUAGAAGGGCAGGAUGUGGAACUAACCUGUAGUGUGGAUCGGACAAAACCUGCUGCUACCAUCCAUUGGUUCAAAGACAGGAAAGAAAUCAAAGGUGCUGUUAGUCGCCAGCAAAAUGACAAGACAUUUAGUGUUGCCAACACAAUCCGCAUUCAUGUGGAGCGACAAAAUGAUGGGGAGACAAUCACGUGUGAGGCCUCUCAUCCGGCAUUAAACCGACAGAAGAAACAGCUUCACCACAUACUUGAUGUGCAGUAUUCUCCAACAGUGAAGCUACAACACCCACCAGGAGUCCUGAGGGAAGGCGAUAACUUAGGGCUGAAAUGCACAGUGAAAGGAAAUCCACAGCCCACUUCUGUUACCUGGAGUCGACUGAAUGACACGCUGCCAGCUCACUCUGACAUCCAAGGUGAUGUGCUUACAAUCCCUGCUCUCAGCAUGCUGGACAACGGCACAUACAUCUGUGAGGCAUCCAAUAUUCAUGGACGUGCUUCUGACCAGUACAUCCUUGUUGUCUAUGAGAGUCUAAUCAGCUUUGUGGAAGUUCAAGAUCCUGGAGCAAUUGUUGAAGCUCAUACUUCCACUCCAUAUGCUAUCAUAGGAGGGAUCCUUGCUGUCCUGGUAUUUGCUCUCAUCUGUGUUCUCAUAGUUAUGGUGUGGUGCUCAGUUAGACAAAAAGGAUCAUACCUGACACAUGAAGCCAGCGGACUGGAUGAGCAUGGAGAAGCAAGAGAGGCAUUCCUUAAUGGCAACGAGACUCACAAGAGAAAAGAGGAGUUUUUUAUUUAAAUCGCCGAAACCAUCCAAUGAGUGGCCUGUGGGGCAGUCAAGUAGCUGACAUCAGUGGGAUGUUUUAUGAUGGCAACAACUAGCUUCUUUCCGUUGGCUUUAUUUAACAAACUGGCUCAGGAUGGACAAGAGGAGCACCUAUACCCUACACAGGAGUGGUGUAGCCUUCACAACAACAAGGACAUUACUUUCUUAUUUUAGACAACAUAGCUCUGGCUAGUGUGGGGUUUAAUGAUAAGGAAAAACAUCAACUUGCCACACAUUUGUUUUAUAUAUAUAUGUAUCUAUAUAUUUGUUUUUUUUUUUUUAAUUUAAAGAUACUGUCCUUUUUCUAGAACUGCUGUAGACCACCCUCUAAAAGCCAGAUUAAAGUCUUACAUUGUAGAUAUUUAAAUUAAGUAACACCAUGCACUCUGUCAUUGACAAGUAAUAUAUGUGUGUCUUAAGGUAGAUUUCUGGUUUCUUGCCAAGACCUGACAAUGGAAUUAUUUUAAUACUUAGAAGAAAGGGAACAAUGUUAAUUCCAAAUGUAUCUAUAAUGCUGGUACUGGAUUCCAGCUUGGUUUUCUCAGAAUGGAAUCUAGUUGACAAAUGUAAUUGUUUAGCAGUAAGCUGAACCAGGGUGUGCAUUAAUGUGAGAUAACUGCACAUUAAAAAGUGAGGCACAGAUAAAUAUGUGUACCUAAAAAGUGCCUUUAUAACAUAGUUAUGCACACCCUGGAGUGCCUUACUGCAGUUAUAAAAUAAUACAUUUCAUUUGUGUUUAAGAACUUAGUAACGAGAUUCAGAAAGUUGUGUUUCUAACAUGUUCUGUUGUCCUGAUCAUGUCCUCAUAUCUGACCAAUCCGAUUCCUUGUUUCUCAUUUCCAUCAGUCUUUUCCAAACAUGUUUAUGAAUCAGUGUUACAUGUAUAUUCUCAAGCUCCAUUGCACAAUUUUAUUUACAUUACAUCUGAAAAGAUUUAUGGAGGAAAAAAUGGGUGUUUGAAGGUCUCUUUAUAAAGAUUAAGAUACAUUUAGGCAUUCAAGGUCAGUCAAAUUUCUGAAGAUUUAUUGUAGAUGAACUAGCAUAAAACCGACAGCAUCCAAGACAGAAGGGAUUCGCAUUAAAAAAAAAAAAACUGGAGGUAAAUGAUUAAGUGGAAUACAAGUGUUUCAUGUUGUUGGGGGCAUAAAAUACUGCACGUCAACUGCUUAUGAGGCAUAAGUCAUUCUUUGAGUAAUUUAAAGAAGAAUGUGCAUGAAGCUAGGGAAAACACAGACUACAAAUUCAGAUGACAUUACUAAAUGUGUAGAGUAUGCAUGCCAAAUGAACUCAUGGCAGAUAUACAGAAUGAGAUGUAGGAGCACACAGACAAUGUGCAGAGUAGUUUUUAAUCUGUAUCAGGGUGAUCAGUUUUCUUGUAUUUUGACAAAAAAGGAGAAAGUAUUUCAUUACUUCACUUCACAGAUUGCAUUCAUUUCAAGUCAGUGUGCUAUAUAGUUACUAUCAUCAGGAGUUAAAGGGAACGUGCCGUUAUUCAUCUGAAUGAUGAAAUGGCUGGGCAGAUUAUUUAAACAACAGCCAAGCAAUGACAUCUGAAGUGCCAAAUCUUGAAAUGUAAACAUAUUAAUUUUGUGAGUGUGUGUAAUCCAUUAGCAAGAGCUACAGACCUGGCUCACCCAUAUCUCUCAGUUGGCUGUGAUUUUGCCUCCAAGGUUUGCCCUAACCCCAGCAAAAUUUUAAUUUUGUGGCAUUUGCGAUUAUCUCAACUGCUUAAUAAUACCAAACAUUACAGUAUGAUACUUUCUAAUCUUCAGAAACUGCAAACUAAUACCAUUCCUCUUGUUCCAUCUAUUUCCAAAGUCACUAUUACUAAUAUUUAAAAUAUUUCCCUGAUUUUGAGACCUUUUAUCUUCAUUAUUUUCAGGAAUGUCCUUGAUUCACAAGGUGGCAGGUUGAGAGCUAUGGGCCUGCCUGUCUUUUAUUAACAUAAAUUAGCCAAGCAUCCAGACAGUCUUAUUGGCUGGCACUGCAGUGUCAAUAUUUACUGCUGUUUGUUUCGAAUGCUUCUAUGGACAGAGAUAGGAUCCAUUAUAGCCAUGGAAACUGAGGCACUCAUUUUCAUGAUAUUAAUUUCUCCCGUAACUCAUGGCAGUGGAAGGUGAGCACGAGCACAUAAUAAUAAAUAUAUAUAUAUAUAUAUAUAUAUAUAUAUAUAGGAUCAGCUGAAAUCACAGUCCAUAUAAUUCAGGGAAAAUGAGUGCCGUAUUAAUUUAUUUAAUGCAACUUGUGCCAAAUAAUUUAGCCAUCAGUAACUUUUCCCAUAAUGCACUAUGAGCAGUAUUGGCAGUCAUUAUGUCUCAUCUUUAGUGCUAGUUAACAUUAUAAUACCAGAGGGGGUUACCAGCCAUGCUUACAUAUACUGUCUUCUCAAUCCAUUGAUAGUCAUAAAUAUAUUAUUAGUUAUAAAAUGUGUACCUAUGAUGCAAGAGAGGCAGGUAUGCUGUAACUUCACCAUGUCAAUUUUUUUUACAUUGUUACUUCACCAAGGCAUUUUUUUUAUAUCUUUCAAUACAUGAAAAAUAAGAAAAUAAAGCAGAUUCACCUCUGAUCAAACACAAGUUUGGUGGGUAUUGAGUCCACUGCAGAAAAUAGUAGCCAUAUGGUACACUUGUACCUAAUAAUCAAAAUUUUCAUGUUCACAUGGUAAACAUAAUUUAUUUCUAGAGUGUGAAAGUUGUCUUGCAACUGAGAUGAAUCUUAAAUUUAUGCAAAACCUCAUACUACUUUCUAUAUCAAUCAUUUUAAAGGCCAUGAGGUGAAGUGAUGCCAAACAUGUGAUCAUAUUUUUUUGGUUUGAUACUUUGAUACUGGAGGAGUGGACCUUGUAAAGGAGUUGCACAGUAUCACCUAUGGAUAUAUUUAUUAUGGAAAGUGCGAACAUAUAGUCUGCUGUUGUCUUUACAAAAGCUAUCAGUGUUUUUUCCUAUGAGAUGAUGUAUGCAAAUACUAUAAUAAAUAGUAGAUAGGGGGUAAGUGAUGGUAUCUGAACAAUGAAAGUUGUCUCUACUCUUUGUAGAACAUGUCUGAUCUAGCUGUAAAGUCUCAUUAUAGGAAUAAAAUCAUAUAGAAAAUGACUGCUUGAGACAAGUCUGCCAAGAAAUAAUAUAUACUACAAGACUGAGCAUUGUCUCAGCAAAUGGUAUUUCAAAUUUCGACUUGUAAAAGUAAGAAUGCCAUCUUACUAGUAGCUAUCAAUGAUUAAAAACACAGCCAAUUUGUUAAUCUGUACUUUUGUUUGCUGCUUUCAUAAAAGUGUUUAUUUGUACAAGUCAAAACACAUAUCCCAUACAUACAUUUCUGAUUACAUAUUUUUAUAAUCUGUAAAGCAGUGUUGCUAUACAUUUUCUACUACAUCAAUAAAAGUAGUUUUACUGUUUCACAUACGUGGAUAGCAUGAUGUAACAGCUUGAUCCAAACUCUAUAACAAUAAAAUCUGUAGUACAAUAACAAA
Molecule: messenger RNA, 4669 nt
Organism: Protopterus annectens (West African lungfish)
Lineage: Eukaryota; Metazoa; Chordata; Ceratodontiformes; Protopteridae
Gene: CADM4
Product: cell adhesion molecule 4
Exons: 10
Coding region: 1-1173 (390 amino acids)
Biological process (GO): negative regulation of peptidyl-tyrosine phosphorylation; regulation of Rac protein signal transduction; regulation of wound healing
Cellular component (GO): cell-cell contact zone
Molecular function (GO): vascular endothelial growth factor receptor 2 binding
Source: RefSeq, a predicted model, not a curated record